AAAUUUUAAUUUCCGAACAAGACUGGUGCGAAGCAAAAUCGACUCUACGAUCAAAAGCCAACCACCUCUUACCCAUCGCCGGCGAUCCUCACUCGGGCCCCCUCCGUCCCGCCGCCGUGGCUUCCAACGGGCCGCAGCCACUCCACCGCCGGAAAGUUCCAGCAACCAAUCCACCCCAAACCCUUGCUUCCGCCAGGAUUCGACCGGCCGACGAUAUCUACCUCCCGUUCUGGCAGCAGAAUUGGUUCCUUUUACUCCUCUUUUUGAUGGCUCUUUCCUUAUUCGGCCUCUCCAUCUUUCUCUACGUCAGUUUGCAGCUCGACGAGGGAUCCCCUAUUCCUACCUCGGCGGCGCCGUCCGAGGGUGUGGAGGUAUCGUAUGGAACGGUUCUCAAGCUUAUGCACGAGAGGACCAAAUUUCGGCUGCACUCUCAUGACGUCCCAUACGGUUCAGGGAGUGGGCAACAGUCUGUUACCGGAUUCCCGAACGUCGACGAUUCUAACAGUUAUUGGAUUGUUAGGCCUUUGCCAGAUUCGUCUUCCAAACAAGGUGAUGCCAUACCACAUGGAACUAUUGUCCGUUUGCAACAUAUGAGGACUCAGAAGUGGCUGCACAGCCACUUGCAUGCAUCCCCUAUUUCUGGAAAUUUGGAGGUAAGCUGUUUUGGAGGUGAUGGUCAAUCAGAUACUGGAGAUUACUGGCGGAUUGAGAUUGAAGGGAAUGGGAAGACAUGGAGACAAGACCAAAGAAUAAGACUUAAACAUGUUGAUACUGGGGGCUAUUUACACAGCCAUGACAAGAAGUAUACCAGAAUUGCUGGAGGGCAGCAAGAGGUUUGCGGCAUCAGAGAAAAGAAACCGGACAACGUUUGGUUGGCGGCAGAAGGCGUCUACCUUCCAGUUUCUGCAAAAUAACAGCGUAUAUUUUCAAAGCUCUGAGCUUAUUUACAUAGUUGAGUUGUAGAAUAUGUUCUGCUAUACUAUUGUUUUCUGCUGCAAUUCCAAAUUCUGCAAUAUUUUUUUGUUGGGGAGCAGAUUUAACUAUUCAUGCAACCGAACAGCUGUUCUAUCAAUUUAGUGAACUUUUCCUUCAGGUGA
Messenger RNA from Phalaenopsis equestris, 1097 nucleotides. Its product is annotated as stromal cell-derived factor 2-like protein. The record is from RefSeq and is a predicted model, not a curated record. The coding region runs from base 267 to 914 and encodes 215 amino acids. The transcript is spliced from 6 exons. Lineage: Eukaryota; Viridiplantae; Streptophyta; Magnoliopsida; Asparagales; Orchidaceae.